GUUCGAGAUCAACGAGGCUAAGGAGUCUUUGGCGAAGGUCAGGAGCAUCGCUCAGAACAUCAGAACCCUUCCUUCGGAAGAGCAGACGAUGGUCUUCAAACUGUCGAAAGAGCGAAAGCUCGCUAAGGUUCGCCCGCCCGUGCUCUUCGAGUUCGCUGUAGGAGAUCGCCCAAGCCUGCCUCUCUUCGGCCGCCACUUCAGGAUCAUGGAAUCUAAGCUUGGUGGGCAUUGCGACAUCGCCGAUGGCUACAUCCGCUUGGUCUACCGCGUCCUCAAAGAAUCCUAUCAGAAGGGAUUCAUCUUGUCUUUGCAUGGUGUUUUAACCGUAUUCUGA
Molecule: messenger RNA, 334 nt
Organism: Symbiodinium sp. CCMP2456
Lineage: Eukaryota; Dinophyceae; Suessiales; Symbiodiniaceae
Source: the annotation of a GenBank genome assembly